This is a messenger RNA of Metarhizium brunneum ARSEF 3297, 1353 nucleotides long. The record is from RefSeq and is a predicted model, not a curated record. Lineage: Eukaryota; Fungi; Ascomycota; Sordariomycetes; Hypocreales; Clavicipitaceae.
AUGCCGAGCAUCACGGACGAGCACCCCGAGUACAGCCGCACCGGCAAGCUGGACACGCUCCGGGCGACCGAGUACGGCUACCUCGACGAGCAGGACCACGUCUACCUCGACUACACGGGCGCGGGGCUCGCCGCCCGUUGGCAGCUCCAGGCGCACAGGAACCGCCUCGACGGCGCCACGUUUGGGAAUCCGCACUCGGAGAGCCCAACCAGCCGCGCGGCGACGGACCUCGUCGACCGGGCGCGGCGCCGCGUGCUGCUGCACCUCAACGCCUCCCCGGAGGACUACCACGUCGUCUUCACCGCCAAUGCCACCGGCGCCGCCAAGCUCGUCGGCGAGGCGUACCCCUUUGCCAGGGGCGCGCGCCUCGUCCUCACCGCCGACAACCACAACUCGCUCAACGGCCUGCGCGAGUACGCCCGCCGCGCCGGCUCCAAGACGCGCUACGUGCCCCUGCGGCCCAAGGACCUGCGCAUCGACACCGACGCCGUCGUCGAGGCGCUGGGCCGCCGCCGCCCCUGGCCCCUGAGCCGGCCCUCGAAGCGCCCGUGUCCCCGGGGCCUCUUUGCCUACCCGGCCCAGAGCAACUUCAGCGGCGUGCGCCAUCCGCUGCGCUGGAUCAAGCUGGCCCAGGACCUCGGCUACGACGUCCUCCUCGACGCCGCCGCCUACCUGCCCACGAGCCAGCUCGACCUGUCCGCCGUCAACCCCAGCUUCGUCAUCGUCAGCUGGUACAAGGCGGCCACCGUCGCCGUCCCCUGGCACGCGCUGGCCCCGGGCGAGGCCGCCUUCGAGGACGGCACCGUCAACUACCUGUCCAUCCCGGACGUGCACGCCGGCCUGGACUGGGUGUCGGCCAUUGGCAUGGACGCCAUCGCCACCCGCGUGCGCUGCCUGACGGGCCUCUUCAUCGACCGGCUGCUCGGGCUGCGGCACGGCGACGGCAGCCCCAUGGCCGUGCUGUACGGGCCGGCCGGCACGGAGUCGCGCGGGGGCACCGUCGCCUUCAACCUGCUCGACGCCCGGGGCCGCCUCGUCGACGAGCGCCUCGUCGCGCUGGAGUCGGGCCGCGCCCGCAUCUCCCUGCGCACCGGGUGCUUCUGUAACCCGGGCGCGGGCGAGGCCGUCUUUGGCGUCGCCGCGAGCACGCUGCGGCCCCUGGUGGGCCAAAAGGGCGGCACGUUUGACGACUUCCUCCGCAUGGCGCGCCUGCCUACCGGUGGCGCGAUACGGGUUUCCUUUGGCGUCGCGAGCACGUGCGGCGACGUCGAUUACUUCAUGGAUUUUGCGACCAGAACGUACAAGGACCGCGUGACUUCGGCAGAGGGCUUGGCCCCGAGGCCGGGCUGUUGA